AUGGACUUGCUUGUGAACAAAUAUCGUCCAAAUGGGGUCCAGGACAUAGUUGGAAACCAUACAACAAUAGAACUUAUCGCACUUAUUAUUGAGAGUAGAGAUAUGCCACAUCUAUUGCUUUCAGGUCCUCCAGGAACAGGAAAGACAACCUGUGCAAAGAUACUUGCAAGAAAGCUCCUACCUAAUAAGGAGGGAUUAUUAGAACUGAAUGCAUCAGAUGAAAGAGGAAUAGACACUGUCAGAACUACCAUUAAAAGUUUUGCUCAGAGAAGAAUCAAGGACUGCGGGUUCAAGAUUAUAAUCUUGGACGAAGCAGAUUCUAUGACUGCAACUGCCCAGCAGGCAAUGCGUAGGGUGAUGGAGAUACAUAGCUCGGAAUGCAGAUUCAUCUUGAUCUGCAAUACGCUCACAAAGAUAUUUGAACCUAUUCAGAGUAGAUGUGCAAUACUAAUGUUUGAAAGAAUAGACCAUUCUACGAUUCUUGGAAGAUUAAGGGAGAUAUCUAACGAUGAAGGUAUCAAGAUAAACCGUGAAGCUCUUGAUCUUAUUGUUGAACUCAGCGAUGGAGACAUGAGGCAGUCCUUAAACAUUCUUCAAGCAUGUAUUAACUCUUCAGAGACAAUAGAUCAAAAUCGUAUAGUUAAGAUAAUAGGGCUUCCGUCUCCAAAAAGAAUUGAAAAGGUUUUGGAAAAGCUUAUGGAGAAUAAUGUUGAAGAAGCCUUAGAGAUGUUUGACAAAAUCUGGGAUGAGAAGUUCGAUCCCCUAGAUUUGAUAGGCUCAUUUUUCAAAGCUGCAAAGAAUAUGGAGAACUACGAUCUACUUAAAGUAAUCGGACUAGCAAAUCUAAGAAUAUCUGAAGGCGUUAACUCAAGACUUCAGUUCUAUGGAAUGUUUCAUGACAUCCUUAACAUGGGAAGUAAGAGAUUAUAA
This is a messenger RNA of Encephalitozoon romaleae SJ-2008, 930 nucleotides long. RefSeq names its product replication factor C. Gene Ontology annotation, molecular function: ATP hydrolysis activity; DNA binding; DNA clamp loader activity. NCBI's taxonomy places the organism in Eukaryota, Fungi, Microsporidia, Unikaryonidae. Gene Ontology annotation, cellular component: DNA replication factor C complex; nucleus. Gene Ontology annotation, biological process: DNA-templated DNA replication; DNA repair. Bases 1 to 930 code for a protein of 309 amino acids. The transcript has a single exon. The record is from RefSeq and is a predicted model, not a curated record.